Penicillium macrosclerotiorum is the source of this 1188-nucleotide messenger RNA. RefSeq names its product endoplasmic reticulum-Golgi intermediate compartment family protein. The coding region runs from base 1 to 1188 and encodes 395 amino acids. The record is from RefSeq and is a predicted model, not a curated record. Gene Ontology annotation, cellular component: COPII-coated ER to Golgi transport vesicle; endoplasmic reticulum; Golgi membrane. The transcript is spliced from 3 exons. Gene Ontology annotation, biological process: endoplasmic reticulum to Golgi vesicle-mediated transport; retrograde vesicle-mediated transport, Golgi to endoplasmic reticulum. Lineage: Eukaryota; Fungi; Ascomycota; Eurotiomycetes; Eurotiales; Aspergillaceae.
AUGAAUGGCUUUGAAGCUAAGGGUCUCGACGAGGAUGCCUUCGGAGAGAAGAGCACCCUGUCAGGACUGAAGACCUUUGAUGCUUUCCCUAAAACCAAAGCCUCAUACACCACACCAAGCCACCGUGGCGGCCAGUGGACCGUCCUGAUCCUCGCCAUCUGCACGCUGUUCAGCCUGUCCGAGCUGAAAACAUGGUGGCGCGGAACCGAACAACAUCACUUUAGUGUCGAAAAGGGCGUCUCGCACGAGCUGCAACUGAAUCUCGACAUGGUAGUGCACAUGCCCUGCGAUACGCUGCGCGUCAACAUCCAAGACGGCGCCGGUGAUCGCAUCCUCGCCGGCGAACUGCUGAAGCGUGAAGAAACAUCGUGGCAGCUGUGGAUGCAGAAACGCAACUACGAAACACACGACGGCGCGCACGAGUAUCAAACGCUGAACCAUGAGGCGGACGAUCGGGUCAGCGAGCGCGAAGCCGACGCCCAUGUGCACCACGUGCUGGGAGAAGUGCGACACAACCCACGGCGGAAGUUUGCGAAGGGUCCCCGCAUGCGCUGGGGCGAGAAGUCGGAUGCUUGUCGGAUCUAUGGAAGCCUGGAGGGGAAUAAGGUGCAGGGCGAAUUCCAGCUUACCGCACGCGGGCACGGGUAUCGCGAGCUUGGGGAGCAUUUGGAUCACUCUACAUUCAACUUCUCCCACAUGAUCACCGAACUCUCCUUCGGUCCCCACUAUCCCAGUCUACUCAAUCCGCUGGAUAAAACCAUUGCCGAGACUGAAGCUCACUACCACAAAUUCCAAUACUUCCUCUCCGUCGUGCCAACUCUAUAUACCAAGGGACGCAGCGCCCUCGACGCCUACACCGUUGAUCCUACUAGCCACGCCGCCCGGUACGGCCGCAACACGAUUUUCACGAACCAGUAUGCAGCGACCAGCCAGUCGGGUCCAAUCCCGGAGGUACCGUACCUGGUCCCGGGCAUUUUCUUCAAGUACAACAUCGAGCCGAUUCUGUUGCUGGUCAGCGAAGAGCGAACAGGAUUCCUGGCACUGAUGCUCCGGCUGAUCAACGUUGUGUCCGGCGUGUUGGUGACUGGCGGCUGGCUGUAUCAGAUGUCGGGGUGGGCUGGGGAGUUCGUGGGCAAGAGAAGAAGGCAGUCGGAGGGCGUCUUGACGGGGAAGCAUUAUUCGGAUUAA